UCGGUCGGUUAAAGUUUGAACGAACUGACGCGCAAUUAAAAAGCUGCUAUAUCCGUGGUAAUGUCUGCAAAUUUUCCUUGGUAAUGGCUCUUUGUUCGCUUUUCAGAUUAUGGUAAAUGUCAUUAACAGCAGCCUGCCGAAGUGCCACUGAGUAAUUCCUCAUGAAUUUCAAUGCUCCGAAUAACGUUAUCGAAAUGUUAUUACGGGUCUGUUUCCACAGGGUGAGUGAGAGAAACGGAGGCGGGGAGUUUGGCUCUUUCAUUGGGUCGCUGAAUAAUUUGAUUGACACAUGAGAACCAAAAGGUGUAGAAGGUUUCCUAUUGGUCGGCGAGGCGGUCUCAAUCUCCUCUUGUAUCUCACCGCAGCACAUUUUAGGCAACUCUGCAUUGUCAGUGAGCCGUCUGAGGCAGCAACUGUAGCGGAAUUUAAGAGGUGCAGUUCCCACAGCUUUCAAACUUUUCAAAAUCUUAAACAAUUCACAGGUAUUUGGCUACUUUUUGCUUUUCUAGACAAAGAAGACUUCACUCAAGGCUCACCAUUUUGGUGGCUGCAUUGACUGGGGAUCCUGAACAGGAGUUCACAAUGAAGUCACUUGCAUCUUUGUUCCUUUGGAGAAUCAUCGUAUUGCUAAUGCCACUGUUGUCACUGAGCCAGACAUCAGAGUAUGAGUACAUGAACUGGAAGUCAGACGUGUACAACAGUGGCCGCAUCUACGACAAGCCUCCCCAGUGCGUGGACAUCCCAGAUGAACUGAGGCUGUGUCACAAUGUGGGCUACAAACAGAUGCUGCUGCCUAACUUAUUAGAACAUGAGACUAUGGCUGAGGCCAAGCAGCAAGCUGGAAGCUGGGUGCCCCUGGUGCACAAAAACUGCCACCCGGGCACUCAGGUGUUUCUUUGCUCCCUCUUUGCCCCUGUAUGCCUGGAGAGGCCCAUCUAUCCAUGCCGCUGGCUCUGUGAAAAUGUGCGUGAUGGCUGCACCCCCAUCAUGGAGGCAUUUGGGUUCCCCUGGCCUGAGAUGCUCACCUGUGAGAAGUUUCCACAAGAUGAUGUGUGCAUCAGUGCACCCAAUGCCACAGAGGCCUCCAAACCAACUGGAUUCACUCCAGUUUGCCCUGCUUGUGACAAUGAAAUGAAAAUGGAUGCUAUCCUGGAGCACAUGUGUGCCAGUGAAUUUGCCAUAAAGACCAAGAUCAAGGAGGUCAAACGGGAGAACACUGAUCGCAAGGUGAUCCUGCAGAAGAGGAAAAAGUCUGUAAAGCUGGGCUCUUUGAAGAAGAAAGACCUUAAGAAUCUCACUCUGUAUCUGAAGAAUGGAGCCGACUGCCCAUGUGCACAACUAGAAAAUCUGGGAAACACAUACCUUAUCAUGGGCCGCAAGGUGGACAAACAGUACCUUCUCACUGGCAUUCACAAGUGGGACAAAUCCAGCAAGGAGUUCAGAAAGACCAUGAAAAAACUCAAAAGACACAAGUGUCCUGCCUACGAGAAUGUCUUUAAAUAAACAUUCUCAGAGUUGCCACUUAUUCUAUGAACUUGCACAUCCAGGCAACUCAAAAUACUGCUCUAUUUUCCAUUGUUUAUACA
Messenger RNA from Xyrauchen texanus (razorback sucker), 1586 nucleotides. RefSeq names its product secreted frizzled-related protein 1-like. Gene Ontology annotation, biological process: canonical Wnt signaling pathway; non-canonical Wnt signaling pathway; negative regulation of canonical Wnt signaling pathway. Gene Ontology annotation, molecular function: Wnt-protein binding. The transcript has 3 exons. NCBI's taxonomy places the organism in Eukaryota, Metazoa, Chordata, Actinopteri, Cypriniformes, Catostomidae. Bases 583 to 1503 code for a protein of 306 amino acids. The record is from RefSeq and is a predicted model, not a curated record.